AUGAGCCAGAUCGCCGGACCAUCUGCUUCGGUAGCAGUCGAGACAGAGCUUGCAGCAGAACUGCUCCAGAAGAUCUCACCUGAAGAAGUGGAGGCAGGUACAGGAGCUCAGGAAGUAGAGCAGAAAUGGGGUCGAGUCCUGAUUUGCGGAGGCACCACCUGGGGCACGAAUGGCAAGAAGGAGCGGCCAGCCGACACUUCCACUGACCUACUCUUUCCGCAUAUCUUGCGAUCAAUAUGUCAUAUCAAAGUCGUCAAGAUCAUCACCGGCCCAGCAGCAAAUUACGCUAUUGCACUCGACAUCCACGGCAUUGCCAUCCUCUUCGGCCGCCUACCCAGCUCCCACUUCGCUCCAGGCAACGGCUACAUCUCGGAGCAGAUUCCUCGCAAGCUAUCGCCGAGGACACUCGGGAUGGGUAGGGAGGUCAAGUGGAUAAGCGGUGCGGCGGCGCGGAGCCACAUGAUGCUGCUUGCGAGCGAUGGCAGUGUGUGGGGGUGUGGCAAUAAUGUCUUUGGACAGCUUGGCUUGCCAGUCACCCCUGAAGUCCCAAAGUGGACCAGAAUCACCGGUCCAUGGUCCAAGCAGCCCGAUGUCAAGAUCGUCCAAGUGACAGCGGGGCAUUCGUUCUCUCUGUUCCUGACCAGCACGGGGCAGAUCUACGCUGCGGGAUCUAGCGAGUGUGGACAAGUCGGUAGCGGCAAGACUGGCGAGCGGCUGCUGAAAGGUGGCAAGAUAGGCUUUGACGUUGAGUCGCCCGCUCGGCUCGUAAGCGGUCUAUCCGGCAAGAAGAUAGUGCAGAUCGCAUCCGGAAACCAGCACUCGCUUGCUUUGGAUGAUGAGGGAUACGUGUACGCUUGGGGCUUUGCGGGAUACUCCAGGCUGGGCCUGCAGGAUCAGAAGGACCGUAUGGUCCCGACAGUUGUCCCCUCUUUCACUGGCAAGAACGAGUUGUCUCGGGGCGCUUCGGUUGUUUGCGGACCAACCAACUCGGUUGUCAUCGACAGACAAGGGGUGUACUAUAUGGCUGGAAAAUGGAAGAAUACGGGUGACGGCUCACAUGGUGCACCUUACACCUCAUUCAAACCAAUACACGAUAUCAUGGGCUGCAAAGUCAUCAAGGCCUCAAGCGGAGGAUGUACCCACUUCUUGACCACGCCAGAUCCGGACGGAGGAACAAUGACGGUCGGAUUUGGGCAGGGCUGUCUAUACGGAGAGCUUGGUCUCGGAGCAGAAGUCGGCAAAUCCUCGACCAAACCAACAAAGCUGGAAGGCCUGAUCGGUAUCGAUGUCAUCGAUAUCGCUGCUGGGGCCUUCUGUACGCUCUUCCUCGCUCAUCCCAACGCUGCAUUGACAGAAAUCUCCCGGUGGCCCGUUCAUGUCAGAACGCCCGACAUCUGCAUCGUGUGCAAGAUCAAGACGGGCGACCCGCUCGAGUGCGAGCGAUGCGAUAUGCCAUACCACCUCGGUUGUCUGAAUCCUCCCUUGAGCGAAUUACCGGAAGGCGAGUGGUUCUGCCCGAAAUGCCAAGAAGAUAUGGAAAGGAAUCCGGCGGACGACGUCGCAUUGCUCGAGGCGGCCAAUGUCCUAGCUGCGGCGGCGAUGAACAGGCGCGUCCAGGCGGAAGCUAGCAAGGCGAAGGCGAAAGCUGCGGCCCCCAAGGCAAAGCGGAGUACUGCAACACGCAUGCGGACCGCAUCGGCAUCGGCUUCGGCGAAGGGGAGCAAUUCGCCCAAGUCGGCGAAAGGGAGUCCGGGAGGCAAGAGGAAGGCAGAGGAGCAGGGUGGGCGGCCGAAGAGCCGGCUGCAGCACGAGAUGGGGGAAGAUGAGAUGGAGGACGAUGAUGACUAUGGGGAUUUGUACGAAUGA
Messenger RNA from Dioszegia hungarica, 1866 nucleotides. Its product is annotated as regulator of chromosome condensation 1/beta-lactamase-inhibitor protein II. The record is from RefSeq and is a predicted model, not a curated record. The transcript is spliced from 14 exons. NCBI's taxonomy places the organism in Eukaryota, Fungi, Basidiomycota, Tremellomycetes, Tremellales, Bulleribasidiaceae. Bases 1 to 1866 code for a protein of 621 amino acids.